AAGCAUCCAUCCACCCAUAAAAACUACGUGAGAUGAAUAUGAAUUAUCUCUAAGGCGCGGCCUAUAUAGGGGAAACGCAGAUCCAACGUAUACCGUUCCACUUCUGCUUCAUUUCAAAACCCUCCCCAGAAACCCAAUCAAGAAACCGGAACAAAAUCCCUUCAACAAUGCCUCCUCGCGCAUCCAAGAGAAAAGCUAAUCCCACAAAAUCCGCCCCUGCCAAGGCUCCUAAAGUUGAUUCUGUUCGCUCCGUUUAGCCUCGAGCAAAGGGAAAGCCGCAUCAAAAGUGACAGAAUGCAUAGAUAACCUUUUCAGUUUAUAUGCUAACAAAUCAUUGGGUAUAAUUGAUCCAGAUGGUGUUGAGGCAUUGUGCGCUGAUCUAGAAGUAGAUCAUACUGAUGUGAGGAUUUUGAUGCUUGCUUGGAAAAUGAAAGCGAACAGACAGGGAUAUUUUACUCAGGAUGAAUGGCAAGUAGGCUUGAAAGCUCUUCAGGUUGAUUCCAUUACAAAAUUAAAGAAAGCACUCCCAAAGUUGGAGGCAGAGGUCAUGAUGCCUGCUAAUUUUGAGGACUUUUACGCUUUUGCAUUCCGCUACUGCCUAACAGAGGACAAACAAAAAUGCUUAGACAUCGAAAGCAUAUGUGUACUGGUAGAUCUUGUUUUGGGAUCACAAUUCCGGGCUCAAGUUAACUCAUUCACUGAAUAUCUUAAGAGUCAAGGUGAUUAUAAGGUACUCAAUUUGGAUCAAUGGACAAAUUUUCUUCGGUUUUGCCAAGAGAUAAGCUUCCCGGACCUCGAAGGCUAUGAUGCAAGCCAAGCAUGGCCGGUUAUUCUUGACAAUUUUGUUGACUGGGUGAAAGAAAAGAGAAGUUAACUGCAGCUUGAAACCAUCUCUUCUAAUAGCUACCAAAUCUGUGGAGUUCAUUGCAGCCAUUUUUAUGUGUCAAAAGGCGUUUGUGCUUGCAGGGAUUUUCUAAACAUCAUCAACUGAAGUAACCUGCCGCCUUGUGACAGUUAUCAAUCUACUGAGAAUAUGAAGCUUUACAUUGUUUUGACAGGAACACCAUUAUCCUUAGUUCAAGCUAGUUACUCAUACAAAAUGUUUUGAAUUAAACAAAGAGAACACUGAUGGUAUGGGAUGGUGAAUGUGUGUUGAGGGUGCAUGAAUAAUUUCAGCUACAAUUUUUUUGUCCAUAAACUCAUAUGCUUCAAAAUGAUGUCACUAAGCAAAUGAAGGUGUUGAAUGACAGAAUCACACUUGCCCUCUGAAAUUCUUCAUCUUUCUGUAAAGAUGUUUGAUUGUUGCAUUCCUAGAACAAUGCAGAGUCAGCAGAGACAUCUGAGCAAUAGACCUCUCUCAAUGGCUAUGGUCACAUGGUCCAUCUGGGUAAACCAGCAGUUGGAUAGGUGAUAUAUACACUAUUAAAAUAAAACGGAUAAUGUAUACUUAUCAUAUUGAUUUAAACAACGAAUCAUAUGAUUGCAAUGCCUAUGUUUUGAUACUUAUCAAAUACUC
Molecule: messenger RNA, 1516 nt
Organism: Cuscuta epithymum
Lineage: Eukaryota; Viridiplantae; Streptophyta; Magnoliopsida; Solanales; Convolvulaceae
Source: the annotation of a GenBank genome assembly